CGCGCGAGCGUUCCGGUGGAGUGUCAAACACGUUCACGCGCUACCGGAGUUCGCUUCCGUGUUCGGUAGCAGGGAAGACGAGACCGAGAUCCCGGGACUUUAUUCACCUUUAACUAGUAGUAUUAUUAUUCUACUGUUCGGUUGUUAAGCUGCGCGAACUUCAUGGCCCGCGAAUCGUCAGCAAGUUUCAGGAUUGAAACCGGUCUUUACUGUGGAUAAACAAGAUGGAUGUAGCUGAAAAUUUUGCUUACGAUGUUUAGGAUGUCUAAAGAACAAGAGCUGAGGAUAUAAAUUGCCUGUGUUUAAGGAAUUAACUGCUAACGUGAUGCUUGGGAAGCAAAGACAUGCUGCGUGUUGUGGAGAAACGAGAUCAUGCAUGUCUGAAGUGAGACUAUAACUCGUCAGGGUUGGAUAGCAGCCAUGGGGAAAGAGCAGGACCUCCUGCUGGCUGUGAAGAAUGGAGAUCUUCUCGCUGCCCAUAAACUCAUUGCCAAGACCAAGGCCAACCGAAAUAAGUUACUAAGCUCGACAAAGAAACUGAACAUCAACUUCCAGGACACAGAUGGGUUUUCGGCUCUGCACCAUGCGGCUCUCACGGGCACCACGGACCUGCUGUCUUUGCUCCUGGACGCCCAGGCUACGGUGGACAUCAAGGACCGCAACGGAAUGCGUCCGCUCCACUACGCUGCCUGGCAGGGGAAGGCCGACUCCGUCCUCAUGUUGCUGAGAGCUGGAGCUUCUGUUAACGGAGCGUCACAGGAUGGACAAAUCCCUCUGCACCUGGCUGCUCAGUACGGACACUAUGAUGUUUCGGAGAUGCUUCUUCAGCACCAGUCCAAUGCAUGUAUGGUCAACAAGGCCAAGAAGACCCCACUGGACCUGGCCUGUGAGUUCGGCAGGUUAAAGGUGGUGCAGCUGCUGUUGAGCAGUAACAUGGUGGUGGCUCUACUGGAGGGCAACGGGAGAGACAACACACCCCUGCACCUCGCUGCUCGCAACGGUCACAAGGACAUCAUCAGGCUGCUCCUGAAAGCGGGAAUCGAUAUCAACAGAAUCACGAAAGCCGGCACGGCGCUUCACGAGGCGGCGCUCUACGGCAAAACCGACGUUGUGAAGCUGCUAUUGGAUGCUGGGAUUGACGUGAACAUCAGGAACACGUAUAACCAAACGGCCCUGGACAUCGUCAACCAGUUCACCACGUCUCACGCCAGCAAAGACAUCAAACUGCUGCUCCGAGAAGCCUCAGGAGCAAUGCAGGUGAGGGCACUAAAGGACUACUGGAACCUCCACGAUCCUACAGCUCUGAACAUACGUGCCGGAGACGUCAUUAUGGUUCUGGAGCAGCACAUGGAUGGGCGUUGGAAAGGACACAUUCAUGACAGUCAGAGAGGCAUUGACCGGGUUGGGUACUUCCCUCCUUCCAUCGUAGAGGUCAUAACCCGGAGAUCGGGGGGCUUCCUGUCUCGCCAGGCCUCUCUGCCCAACCAUAGACAUCACACCCUAGCCAGAGCUCCACCCCUUUCCAGCAGCCCUCGCCCCACCCCUCAUACUGACGACUCAUACACGCUGUAUUCACCCACUCAUCCCAACUCACCACGCCAAAACGGCCUGAACCUACACCCAGGUUCUCCUCUCAACAGUCCCAGCGCCUUGUGUAUUCCAGCUAGUACCAAAGAGCCAGAGGAUAUUUGGGUCCUCAGGAGCUCUUUCGCUGGAGACAGAAACAGUGUUGGAAGUGCAGGCAGUGUAGGGAGCAGUCGUAGUGCUGGCAGUGGACAGAGCACUGAGGGCAACUUUACCCACAAUGCACAGCAUCCGAGCUGCCCCACCACACAGGACAUCAACAAGGUCUCGCCUUCUGGUGGUGAACCCAUAGAACAGCAUGUCCUGGCUUCGGAUUUUGUUAACCCUGAUCCUGCAGGUCAUGGGCCGGAUCAGAGCAGCUCCAGAGCCAGCGAACAAGCUGUCAGGCAACAUGUUAUCCGUCCGGAGCACUUACUGGAGGGCAGGGAUGCCGAGGCCAUCUACCAGUGGCUGUGUGAGUUUCAUCUGGAACAGUACACUAAAAACUUCCUGACAGCUGGUUACGAUGUACCAACCAUCAGCAGAAUGACUCCUGAGGAUCUUACAGCCAUUGGUGUGACCAAGCCAGGUCAUCGCAAGAAGAUCUCCACUGAGAUCAGCAAACUGAACAUCCCAGAAUGGCUACCAGACUACAUCCCUGCGGACAUUGGUGAAUGGCUUGGUACCAUUGGACUCUCCCAGUACCAGAAAAGACUAGCAGAGAAUGGCUACGAUUCCAUUAACAUUGUGCGAGAUAUUACAUGGGAGGAUUUGCAGGAAAUUGGCAUCAAUAAGCUCGGCCACCAGAAAAAGAUGAUGCUUGCAGUAAAGAAACUUUGUGAUGUACACAAGGCUUUGAGGAACCAAGCAGAAGGAAAUGGGACGCUGCCAAGAAGAAGACACCCCCCUGCCCUGGAGCUGGUGGCUAUAGAGUCAGCUGACUGCGCCGAUGGUCCUACCUCACCUCUCUCAUCAAAAAUGCUCACAUUCCAGGAUAGCGAGCUAAGCACUGAGUUGCAAAAUGCUAUGAUUCAGAGUGGCUACAGUGGCUGCCAGGAAGGGUUUAGUGCUGUGCUAAGUGGAACAACAACCAUGUCGGUAAGUCAAGAGAGUAUUAGUACACGCUCACAGGGCACUGGACACUCACAGGAAUGGCCUUUGACUUCUGUAACUUCCCAUAGCCAAUCAAAUGAGAGUUUAAGCAGCUCAGACUCCAGUGUCCUCAAGGAUUGCCCAGUUUUGCCUGCCAAGAUGGCACCACCAUUGCCUUUAAAGAAGCAGCUGCCUACACGUGGCAGCCCACCGAUAACACCAAGCAAGACAGCUCGAUUAGCCUACCCUGCAGGCCAGUCCAGUCCUGGAAUAUCUACAAAACCUGAUGGUUCUUCCAUUCAAAGAGGUUUUAGCUACCUGCAAAAUAUCAGUUCAGAUCAGUCUUGCACAGCUCAAUCUAGACCCAGUGGUAUAAAUGGCCAUCCAAAGAAGCGCACCCAAAGCCUGUCACGGUAUGCCCUUUCUGAUGGGGAAGGAGAAGAACCCGAAGAACCAGCAUUACCACCCAACCUGGUCUCAUAUGCUACACUCACACGCAAGCCUGGCCGUGGUCAAAUAACUGCUGCUGACAGGCAGGUGGGUCGGACUCAAUCCUUCGUGAUACGUGCCAAGAGAAAGGGGCCACCCCCACCUCCCCCCAAACGGCUGAGCUCUGCCUCGAGUGCAGGAACUAGUGGUGGGGUGGAAACUGAGAGUUCUGGGAGUGUUCAAAUCAUUGCAGCCAGACUGGAAAAGAGUGGAGAAAGCUCCACUAAGACCCCCAGCAGCCCAUCGUUUAAAUGUCCUUCAUCAGUUACCCAGUCUAAAACUAUAAGCAUUCAGCGAGAGACAACCAGUGAGGUCUCUCUAUGUAAAACUGGUCAUGCAGAACUCAGUAGAGUAAAACCUGUGGAGCAAGACAUGAAUCCUCAGUCAAACCAAGAGCAUACACCUUCUAUGUCCCUUCAGGGAACCUCAUGUGAAAGCAUUCCAUUUGCUCAAGAGGGCAAAGGGACCAUAAAGCAGCGGCCAAGAAUGGAAAUGGCUAAAAUGGACCCUGAAAUUUGCUUCCAGCCACUGCAACCUCCUCAGCCGCCUAAACCAUCCUUAAAAUUACCAGAGUUCAAUCUUAAGGAGUCAGACACUGUCAAGAGGAGACAUAAACCAAGAGAAAAGGAACUGCAGAUUACUAGUCAGGACCCACUAUCAGGAGGGGAGAGUUCCCCAGAGGCUACGAUCUCAUUUUGCAUGUCAAAUAGUGGACCAACAGGGAAUCUCUCUCCAAAGAAACCUCAAAUGCCCAGCAAACCAACACGGCAUACUGCUGCAGCACCACUGGUUGUAGGUGGGCCUCCUCAUAUAGUGACAACCAGGAUGGGGCAGGACAUUGCCUUUACUGCUUCAUCUCCAAUAAGAAAAGAGGCUCCAGCUAUUAGUGGGACCCAGGACCAAAAACAGGAUGAGUUUGUCCACAAGCGUAUAGAGCAGACCAGCACUUCUCUAGUGGCAGCCCUUGAAGUGGUGGAGAGAAAUUUGUCUCAGAAGGACGGAACUGACAGUGGAGCUUACACUGUAAGAUCAGCGAGUAACAUUCUGGAUGACAUCGGGAACAUGUUUGAUGAUCUCGCCGACCAGUUGGAUGCCAUGCUGGAUUGAUCCCAUUCUUUCAUUUUGUACUGUUUGCAUACCAGCUUCUUGGUGACAGAGAGUCUUUUUCACUUAUCGGAAGACCUUCAAGUCCCGUCAGUUUCUUCUCUCCGAUUGAUGCCUUCCUUCUGGAUGGUCGACAAAUCACUGGAUUCGUGGCAUAGAUUGUGAACUUGCAACGCGGUGUGGCAUCGUUGGAGAAGUAGGACUAAGAUGACUAUGCGUAUCAGAGCUGAGCGUAUUUGCCCUGUUGGCUCAUUCACACAUGGUCUGGUCAUUUUGCUCCUGCCAGGACUUCACAGCACUUACUGUUUACUGCAUCCCAGAUGUUGGGAGGAGAAAGAUUUUCAUUUCCUGUUUCAUACAGGAGAAAAAACAAGCGCUUUAUCCAGGCCCUAAGGUGCACGCGACAUAAUUUGUUAUACUACUGUAUAACAAAAGCAUGACAGCUACUACUUGUGUGUGUGUUUAAUGUAUGCCAGAGUCGUCUUUGAUGAACGUCCAAUAUUUUCCAGACACUAAUUCAGAAAUACUAUCAUCUCUACAAAGAAAGUUAUUACUGUACAUAGCAGUGUUUUACACUGUAAGUCUUUACAAAGCAAAAAGGAAAAAAAAAAUCAAGUUUACUAUAAUUUAUACUAUAUAAGUAACUUUCGCUUGUCUGUUCACUGCUGUUAUGAUAUGUGAUAUUGAUAAUGUUAUGUUCAUUAUCUCUAUGGUGGUUAACUACACAGAGUGUAACUCAUAACCCUCCAUAACUUCUGUAAAAACACUAACAAAUGGCAAAACUCCCAUAACUGCCUAAAAAUCAUGCCUGCCAUAAAUACAGUGCAUAUUGUCACACUACAGUUACUGCUUGAGUAGCAUUCACAUCACAAAAACACAAAGAAAUGGCCAAAAUACAUUUACAUUUAAUCAGGUAGUUCACGUGUUGAAAGUAAAGCGUCCUGAAAUACAUGCGUGCGCGAUUAGCCAUAACAUUACGAUCACGGACAGAAGCACUAAACAACACUGAUCACCAGCAAACUGGCGGCAGGAUCAUGGGCACCCCAGGCUCACCUCAGGCCCAUAAGGACCAAAGGCCAGCCUGUCUGGUCUGAUCCCACAGAAAAGCCAAUGCAGCACAAAUACCUAAAAGAAGUCAAUGCUGGGCAUGAUAGAAAGGCGCCAGAGCAUCCAGUGAAACACAGCCCCUUAAACGCUCCAGAUGCGUAUGCCGGACAAACGGAGGCCCCACCCUGCAAGAAAUAGACAACCAAGUCUGAUCCACACAGCAUCCUGGUGCUACACACCACAGCAUGCUCCCAGAAAGGGCUAGAGCUGUCCCGGAGGGCACAAGGAGGACCUGAAAACUUAGAUGGUUUUAAACGUUCUUUAAAAUAGUUUUAAAGGCUUGCUGAUAAUUGCUGGAUAAUCAAGCUUACAAAAUCACUCUAUCUUAGAAAUAGAAAUCCUAAAAUAUGGUAGUGCGCAUACAGUUUAAAAAUAAAACCUGUAACAAAAGUGAGAACAAUUGUAACUUCUAAAGUAACAUUCAUGCAGUUAACUACUGUAAUCGCUAGAAUGGAUUUCUGUUGGGGGGAAAAAAAGCCAAUGUUUUAUAAGUGCUGGAGAGUUUGGCCUACAACAUAACCAUAAAUACCUUUUGGCUAAAGAGCGUCAUGACAACCUUAAAAACAUUAACAAAUGGGCAGUGUGUUUUAACUGAUCAAGUUGCAUAUCCUACAAUAAAUACACAUUAAAAUAGGAAACCCUAAUUCCUUCAGUACUGUAAGGAUGCUCACUGCAUGGGCAGACGACCUUAUCCACUACCGCCAGAUUAAUACCGAAAACCCGAACUAAUGUUCUGCUGCUAUCAUAAUACAGCAAUUAUAAAAACACCAGCAAAUGGGCAAACUACCAUAAUCGCUAGACAAGCAGGGCUAUCGUAAAACCACUGCAAGUUGGGUAAAUAAUUGUAAAAUAAAAUGUGUACCGUAUGAACCAACGAAUGGCCAAACUUAUUUAACCUCCUGUGUUUAUGAUAUUAAGACACCAAAUACCAGAUUUGUACCAUAAUUGGGUAAAUGCACUGACAAAAAUCCGAAAUCAAAAGCAUGCCCUAAAAACUAUUGUCAGUUACGAUGAUGUACAAGUAAUGUAAAUUUUCUGUACCUAUUUGAGUGAAAUGAAAUCUUUUAUUAAUUCAAAGGUAUUAAUUACCAAAGCCAAGGAAGCCGGCAAAAUGUGUAAAACUGUGGACCAAAUUUGUCAGACUGACGCUGACUGCAGAAUUAGGACCAAUGCUUUAUUUGCACAGUUAUUAGUAACACUCGACAUGAAACAUGCAUUCAAAUGCAUUUAUAACAAAUUCUUAAGCAUACAUCAUGCCUUACGGUGCUAACAAUGCUACAAUGCUAAUAGCAUGAUUUUUUUUUUUUAUGAAUUAAAGGCAACACAUCAUAGCUAUUACUUUUCAAAGUCAGACGCUGACUUUAUCUUUCUCUUAGAGUUAAUAAAAUGGAGAUGUUUCGGUUGUCAUGUUGAGAAACUAAAAAGUGCAAAGACUUUCCAGUGGCAUAAAUCUAACUGACUGUAAUAAAUCACUGGCACGGCAAACUCCUGCCAUAAAUCUUCCAUAGAACACUUCGCCAGAAACGGAAACGUCACCAGCUGUACAUUUUACUUUAUUAUACUUUUUUUUUUUUUAAACUCCUUUUACUUUUUGCCUUAGAUUAUGUCGAGCAUUUGCUACCCAAGGCCCUGUAAUAAGUGGUUACCAUAGGACGAGCACUUUAAUGUAAAACCCUGUCAUUGUGUUAUGGUUUUAUAAAUUGUUCAGCAUGUGACUGUACCCAUCCAGGAACAUGUACACACAUUUAUGUUGCGCAUUACAAGGUAUUAUGUAUGCUAUAUAUUAAAAAAAAAAAAAACAUUUCAGAAUGGGGUGUAAAAUGGAUAAUGAAUACAUGAUUCGUCAUAAGCGUUACCCAGUUAUCCCCUAUGACUGUAAAUAAAAUCCAAACAGCCCUUUCAUCUGUUCCACAGAUUCCCAGUAUGAGUUGUUAAUAGUGUUAAUAAUAAAUAGUCAUAGUUUUUAUAGCAAGAAAUGGUAUUAAAUAGCAUUGAAUGCAUGUAUAGUGUUUCUGUUUGCAUCUUUCACGUGUAAUGCUGAUUAAAAAGGGACAUUUCUGUUGUA
Molecule: messenger RNA, 7420 nt
Organism: Clarias gariepinus (North African catfish)
Lineage: Eukaryota; Metazoa; Chordata; Actinopteri; Siluriformes; Clariidae
Product: caskin-2-like
Exons: 22
Coding region: 421-4251 (1276 amino acids)
Molecular function (GO): protein binding
Source: RefSeq, a predicted model, not a curated record